Sardina pilchardus (European sardine) is the source of this 3315-nucleotide messenger RNA. RefSeq names its product transmembrane protein 106Bb (gene tmem106bb). Lineage: Eukaryota; Metazoa; Chordata; Actinopteri; Clupeiformes; Clupeidae. The transcript has 8 exons. The coding region runs from base 219 to 1010 and encodes 263 amino acids. The record is from RefSeq and is a predicted model, not a curated record.
UUUGUUAUAACCUAAUUAUUGAUCGUCGUUGUCUUGAUCCAAUAGAAUACUUCUACAUAAUUUAGAUAGAUAGCUAAUAUGCUAGCUGACUAGCGAACACAAGGCGCUAACGUUUGUCAGGUUAAUUAGGUUAUGUGUGGCCCUCACAACGUAUCUGGCCAAACAGUAGUCCGAGUAUCCAGGGGUCUCGAAACAUCCUAUUUCCAGGCGUGAGCAGCAUGGGCAAGUCUCUGUCCCACCUGUCCAAGGGUUCCCAUGAUGACUGCCAGGACAGCCUGACGUCGUGCCCGGAGGGGGAUGAUGGGAAGGGCGGCGGCGACGUGUCCCAGUUCCCCUACGUGGAGUUCACCGGCCGCGACAGCGUCACCUGCCCCACCUGCCAGGGCACCGGCCGCAUCCCACGGGGUCAGGAGAACCAGUUGGUGGCUCUGAUUCCCUACAGUGACCAGAGACUGAGACCGAGGAGAACUAAGCUGUACGUGACGGCGUCGGUGGUGGUGUGUCUGCUGAUCUCCAGUCUGGCGGUGUUCUUCCUGUUCCCGCGCUCCAUAGACGUCUCCUACGUCGGGGUCAAGUCCGUCUACGUCACCUACGACCAGAGCAAGCGCAUCGUCUAUCUCAACGUCACCAACACACUAAACAUCACCAACAACAACUACUACACUGUGGAGGUGGCCAACAUCACAGCGCAGGUGCAGUUCUCUAAGACGGUGAUCGGCAAAUCCCGCAUCAGCAACAUCACCACCAUCGGACCUCUGGACAUGAAGCAGAUUGAUUACACAGUGCCAACCACUAUAGCGGACGAGAUGAGCUACAUGUAUGACUAUUGCACCCUGCAGACCAUUAAGGUGCACAACAUCGUGGUGAUGAUGCAGGUGAUGGUUACCACGGUGUACUUCGGGCACGCUGAGCAGGUGUCCCAGGAGAUGUACCAGUACGUGGACUGUGGCGGCAACACCACCUCCCUCCACACACACUCUGUGGCCAACAUGCUGCCCCCGCAGGCGUAACCACACACACACACACCAGCAUCUCCAUGACCCUCGACCCCAACCCUGAUCCUGACCCUGACCUUGACCACCCCAUCCUCUCCUCUCUCUCUCUCUCUCUCUCCUCCUCUCUCCUCUUCUCCUCCUCUCUCCUCUCCUCUCCUCUCUCUCAUCUCUCUCUCCUCUCUCCUCCUCUCUCUCUCUCUCCUCUCUCUCCUCUCCUCUCCUCUUCUCCUCCUCUCUCCUCCUCUUCUCCUCCUCUCUUCUCCUCCUCUCCUCUCCUCUCCUCUUCUCCUCCUCUCUCUCUCUCUCUCCUCUCUCUCUCCUCCCCUCUUCUCCUCCUCUGCUCUCUCUCUCUCUCUCUCUCUCUCCUCUCUCUCUCUCUCUCUCUCUCCUCUCCUCUCUUCUCCUCCUCUCUCUCUCUCUCUCUCUGCUCUCUCUCUCCUCCUCUCCUCUGCCCUUAGACUGCGGUCCUCCUCUGGACUGCACAUGAGUUCUCACACAUGAGAGUGGAAGCGUUGACCACCGAGUCCCAGCGUGCACCUGCCCUGGGACGCUUCACACACACACUCACACACUCUCACACACACGCAGCACUUUAUGUCUGAAUCCAACUCGUCCUGCGUAGCUCCACAGGUCCGCCGAUGAACUUUUCCAGUGCCACUGAACCCCAACGACACCACUCCUCUCCCAGACUGCGUGCGUGGAUGUGUGUGUGUGUGUGUGUGUGUGUGUGUGUGUGCCCUGAGUGCGCUCAAGCUGUUUAGUUCUCAUCCCCAUCCCUAGUGCUAGUAUUACUUGUCGCCAUGGUGAUGACCUCUGGGCCGGCCGGCCCCCAGCUCUACACUGCAUCUGUGUUUAGAGUUCAAAUAUUUAUUUACUGUAGAAAGGCUUACCUCAUGUCUCUGACCUCUGACCCCACACAGGGCCGUGUGUGUGUGUGUGUGUGUGUGUGUGUGUGUGUGUGUGUGUGUGUGUGUGUGUGUGUGUGUCGCCCCCUUGUGGUACACUCGAGAACAUUCCUGUUCAUCUCCAUUUGUAAAACCCUCUUGGGUCCUGCAUGAGAAGUCUGCACUGGUUCUUAGCAGUCCCAACCAGAACCAGAACCAGAAGCGAACCGUAACCUAGCAACACCCAACAGAACACAGGAACCAGGAGUGAUCCGUACCUUAGCAACGAUCCGUAACCCAGCAAACCCCAACAGAACACAAGAACCAGGAGCGAUCCGUAACCUAGCAACACCCAACAGAACACAAGAACUAGACGCACCAGAAUCAGCGCUGGUUCUUUAGAACCCAACCGGUUCCAGCGCUGGUUCCGUUGAGAACCCCACAAGAGCCUGAGCUGGCCUUUCCCAAACCCUGCAAGAGAAGAGAAGAGAAGAGCUGAAGUGUGUGUUGGCAGAAGUGUGUGUUCUGCUCCAAUAGAACCUGAACUGUGGAUCGUGUUUCUCAUUCAAACUACUUUGGUGGUGAUAGAUAUUUAGUGUUUCGGUGGAUUCAAAUCUAUUUAGUUUAAUAUUGCAUUUUUAACAUGGUUUCUACAAAAGGUUGUGAAAGAAUCUAACAUUUUUUUAAAAAAACAUUUUUAAUGGAAGUUGUAAAAAAAAGCUUCAAAAAGGGAUAUUGAGUUCAAAUAUCUCAGAGGCCUGUUAAUCGCUACUAACAAGUAUGAGAGCUGUGGGAAGACAAAGAAGGUUGUGUGUGUGCGUGUUUGUGCAUAUGUGUGUGUGUGUGUGUGCAUGCGUGCGUGUGUGUGUGAGAGGAUGCGUGCAUGUGUGCUGUAUGUGUGUGUGUGUGUGUGUGUGUGUGUGUGUGUGUGUGUGUGUGUGUGUGUGUGUGUGUGUGUGUGUGUGUACAGCUCACCUUCUCUUGUGUCUCUAGUGGAAGCACUUUAUGCUGGCUGAACGGAUGUCUGCUUUUAAGAAGAUGAUGUUUGUUGCACUGUCCCCUUGAUGCUACUCUCCCUCCUGCUUUGCUCUAAUCAUCCAAACUAAUGAUCUCUCCCAUUUAUGUUCACUUCAGUUUCACUACUCCUUUAGUUGCUCGCCUAACAGAGCUCUCUCCUGCUGUGAUCACUCAUCCCUGAUGGAGCAGUGUUGUAAAUAUGUAGAUUCCUAUUGUGACUUGGGCUGUUCUUGUGUUUGUAUUACUUCAAACGUCACAUUUUUUUUCUUUUUUUUUUCUUAAUCUUUCAUGAUUGUCUGAAGGCCUUUUGCUACCUGGAUAUGUUGAUAUUAUCCCGUAAGAAGAUUGAGAACAAAUCAAAUGUGGGUUUCAGACUCCUGUGUUGUUUCUUCUAAGCAUGAAUAAAAGUCUAAAUGGAA